Molecule: messenger RNA, 3408 nt
Organism: Hippoglossus stenolepis (Pacific halibut)
Lineage: Eukaryota; Metazoa; Chordata; Actinopteri; Pleuronectiformes; Pleuronectidae
Gene: ubap1lb
Product: ubiquitin associated protein 1-like b
Exons: 5
Coding region: 87-1247 (386 amino acids)
Biological process (GO): ubiquitin-dependent protein catabolic process via the multivesicular body sorting pathway
Cellular component (GO): ESCRT I complex
Molecular function (GO): ubiquitin binding
Source: RefSeq, a predicted model, not a curated record
CAGCAGUUUGCUGAAGCUUUUCUCACACACACCCACAAACACCUGAGAGUAUACACGGUCUCAUUACAGCUUCGACGAAACACAGUAUGGAUGGGGUCCCUCUAAAGAUGCCACAGGCUGUCUCACAGGAAGUCAAAGAAGAUGUCAAAGUCAUUAUCACUGAUUAUCUCAACAUACUGCAGGACACAGAGUAUGACUUCUGCCUGGAGAACUGGGUGCUAACAGGGCUGCAGAGUGGUGUCACCAGUCAUCGGCCUCAGCUCUCUUCCUCCUCAUCAGGACUGCUGCCAUCCUGUCCUCCAUACUGGAUGAUGUUUAGCAGCACUCAGCAGAGCUGCGUGGCAAACCGACAUAGCUCUGACUUCUGGGAGCCCAACCCUCGACAGCGCUCCCACAGCCUCAACGCCGAUAUAAUGUGCACCAAGUUUACCAUCUUAGAUUCUGAAAAUGAAGGGGAGAGCAUGGCCCAGAAUGCAAAAACAUGUGUGUCAAUGACAGUCCACCCAAAUGGAGCUGCUUCACGCCAGCGUGGUCAGCAGAAAGCAUUUAUUGCAGACCUGCUGAACCCUCCAGCCUGUUUGAGCAGCCUGCCACACCAGCGCAGGAAGAAUCUACGACAGUGCUCCCUGUCUGUGCUGGAGAUGUCCUCACAACUUGAUCCAAAUGAAGACAACCAACAUAGUCUGUUCUCACACAGAAUCCUUCACACCAAGACCCCCAACACCAGAGUUUCCAAUUCUGCAAUCACCAUCCGAGUUCCAAACAACAGAGCUAAUACAGUCCAAAUGCUGCCCAGCAUCACUAACUACAGCACAAUGAAAUCUCCCAAUCCAGAUUCCUGUGUGAACCCCCCUGUGACCUCGAACCCCCGAGGUCUCCCCUCAUCUGGUUCAGACUCGUCAGCAGAGCUACUGUCAGUUCUGAGCCCAGAGGAGAGAGAGCUACUGGGGACCAUCACAGCCCAGGGCUACCCCGUCCAUACUGCCAUCAUUGCCCUGCAGAGGACAGGUCGGCAGAGUCCAGAUCAGGAGCUAGCUGCACUGUGUGAAUUCAGCGACAUGGAGAAGCAAAUGCUUCGUGACCAACUGAUAGAGCGUGUGGCCACUACGCGCAUACGAGACAGACUCUUGUUAGAACUGGACCUGACCCUGGCCAAAGCUACUACACUGGCUUUACGGAUCGAGGCUGAACUACGGAAUGCUGAUGUUCUCUCUGAUGCUACUACCGCUGCUGCUUCUGCAUCGUGAGAGCCAUAGACAAGUAGCCACGGAGGAACCACCAGUGGGACAAGAGGAAAUCCGUUUCAAGGGCAGCAUCUGCCGCGGUAAAGACAACUGGGAAUCAUCCCUCCUGCUAUCCAUGUUGAUCUACCAACCACUUAGCUAAUAAGCCUUCAUGCCCGGCGGCAAAGGUAACAUGCAAUUCAUGUGUAAAAGUUGGACAUUUUUCUAAAGUUUGCCAUUCUGUUCAAAAGGAGGUACGCAAGGUUGUGAUAUCUGAACUGACUGUAUUAUACAUGAACAAUCCUGAUGCUGUUAAAAUUCUCUGUACUGUACAAGUGAAUGUGAGGGAGCAUACGCAUGAUGAGCUAAUUGUGGAUACAGGUUCAUUUGUUUCUAUUAUUCCAGAGAGUAUGUACAGAACCCUCUUUCCUACAUGUGUCCUAGCUGAGCCUACAAUAGUGUUGCUUACAUAUUCAAGACAGAAAGUACCUGUUAAAGGGUGUAUGCAUGCCACAAUAACUCAUAAUGGACAUUCAACAACAGGCUCAUUUGUUGUGGUUAAGUCAGGCACUGCUCUGUUAGGGCUAGAUUUAUUUGUAGCUCUGCAUAUGUGUAUUAAGGUUUACACAGUGGUUACUGCUACAAGCCCUACCGACCUUAAUGUGCAGUGUGCAUCUACGAUACCAAGCACAUCCCCACAGCUGCACCAGAGGCUCAGUUGCUGGAGAUGGGAUGUGCAAAAGGAUUUGUGCACAAAAUACAACUUAAACCGGAUGCUGUCCCAGUACAACAGAAACCGAGGAGGCUUCCAUUCUCUGUGAGGCAGGCUGUGACUGAUGAGCUCAAGGACUUACAAGAAAAGGGCAUCAUAGAACACAUUGAUGCAUCCCCCUGGGUCUCCCCCAUUGUUGUGACUCAAAGAAAAGAGGAAGGAAAGCCUUGCAUGUGAGUCAACAUUAGGGAGCCAAACAAGUCGAUUGUAUGUGACUGUCAUCCUAUUCCACACAUGGACGAGCUGUUCACUAACUUGUGAGGGGAUAAUGUCUUUUCUACCAUAGACCUAGCUUCUGCUUAUAGCCAAAUGCUGCUACAUCGGGAUAGCCGUGAUUUAACUGCAUUUAUCACUCAUGAGGGCAUUUUCCGUUUCUGCAGAGUUUCAUUUGGCCUAGCUUCGGCUCCAUCAGCCUUUCAAAAAAUGAUGUCAACCAUACUAGCAGGUCUACCAGGAGUACAGGCUUAUCUUGAUGAUGUGAUAUGCUAUGGUGUCAACCAGCAGGAUCAUGAUACUAACCUACGGAGGGUGCUGCAUGCUCUUAAUGAGGCAGGACUCAAACUGAACAUGCAAAAGUGUAGGUUCAACCAGACAUCACUACGUUUUCUGGGCCACACCAUAUCCAAAGAUGGUCUUAUGAGACUUAUGAGACUUGCCCUGAACUAACACAACUUCAAUGUCAAAUACAAGCAGGAUGGCAAAAAUGCAGAAAGAAAGUCAUCAGAACUUGCUCCGUACUUUCUUGUCAAGAUGAACUGGCAGUAGUUAACUCUUGUCAUGAGAGGCACUGAUCGCGUGGUCGUUCCCACUUCAUUGCGGUCUAGAGUAGUAGGCUUAGCACAUGUAGGACACCAGGGAAUAGUGCAUACUAAGCAGAGACUGCGUAAGUUAUAUUGGUGGCCGCAAAUGGACAAAUAUGUACAGACUAAGAUAGCUUCAUGUGUGUCAUGUCAGUACAAUGUCAAAACAGCAAAGACUGCACCUGCACCACUUACACCUGUGGAGCUGCCUGAUGGACCAUUGGAAAAGGUAGCCAAUGAUAUAACGGGACCCUUUGGGAGGGCCACAUGGGACUUGGGAUGAAGAAAGUUGGACCGAGUACUUAGUGUACUUCUCAGUGAUGGACGGAAGUCAAAUGCAUCAAAACUAGCACACUUUCCAAAGCAAGCUUAAGCAUGCACCAGUAAGGACAAUGAGAUUGUGCUUGAUGGGUUAACGGUGCCAGAGAAUGUUGUUCCUAAUCCACUGGAACCAGGCCCAAGACGAAACUUUAGUCAGAAACCCACCUCAGUGUUUUUGUAAGGUAAAACCAAACCGAAAGUAAAAUACUGUUAGGUGAGUUCAUACUGUUCUGAAGACUGAGUUAUAUAUAAUAUUUACAAAACCGUAUAAAACUGGAGUACCAAAAGUGAA